ACCAUUUAGUAGUCUCUAUUUCCUUUUGGUUUCUUUUUGUUUCUAUUUUCCUCUAAGAAAUCCAAGGUUUUAAAAAUGGCGGAAUCGGUGGAGCUGCCGGGUCGUUUAGCGAUCCUUCCAUUCAGAAACCAAGUUUUAUUGCCUGGCGUCUUUAUUCGGAUUCGCUGCACUUCACACACCAGUGUGAAAUUGGUGGAACAAGAAUUAUGGCAGCGAGAAGAGAAAGGAUUAAUUGGGAUUCUUCCUGUUCGAGAUGCUGCUGAGAUGACUUCAAUGGAUUCUGUGUUAUCUCAAGGUGUAGCAAGUGAAUCCGGAGAGCGGAGCUCAAAAGUUCAGAUUAACACAUCAGAUGCUCAGAAGAUUGAUGGGAAAAGCCACCCUGAAGUUAUUCAUUGGCAUAAAAGGGGUGUGGCUGCACGAGCUUUGCAUCUAUCUAGAGGAGUGGAGAAACCGAGUGGGAGGGUCACAUACAUUGUGGUCCUUGAAGGUUUAUGCAGAUUCAAUGUAGAAGAACUUAACACACGAGGACCUUACUGCACUGCAAAGAUAUCUCCGCUUGAGAUGACUAAGGCUGUUUUUCUAGAGAUGGAGCAAAUCGAGCAAGAUCCAGAAUUUGUAACAUUGUCUCGCCAAUUCAAAGCAACUGCAAUGGAGCUUAUUUCUGUUCUUGAGCAGAAACAAAAAACUGGUGGAAGGAUAAAAGUUCUUUUGGAGACGCUUCCUCUUCACAAAUUGGCUGAUAUAUUUGUUGCUAGCUUUGAGAUGAGUCUUGAAGAGCAGCUCUCUAUGUUGGAUUCUGUUGACCCUAAAGUAAGGCUUUCAAAAGCUACCGAGUUAGUUGACAGGCAUUUGCAGUCAAUACGUGUAGCUGAGAAGAUUACACAAAAGGUUGAAGGGCAAUUGUCAAAAUCACAGAAGGAGUUUCUUUUGCGACAACAGAUGAGGGCCAUAAAAGAGGAGCUUGGAGACAAUGAUGAUGAUGAGGAUGAUUUGGCUGCCUUGGAAAGAAAGAUGCAGAGUGCUGGGAUGCCUUCAAAUAUCUGGAAGCAUGCUCAGAGGGAGUUGAGGAGGCUUAAGAAAAUGCAACCGCAACAACCUGGAUACAAUAGUUCACGUGUCUACUUGGAGCUUCUUGCUGAUCUGCCUUGGCAGAACGCCAGUGAAGAACAGGAACUGGACCUGAAGGCUGCGAAAGACCGUCUCGACAGUGACCAUUAUGGUUUAGUCAAGGUCAAGCAACGAAUAAUCGAGUAUCUAGCUGUUCGGAAGCUUAAGCCAGAUGCAAGGGGUCCAGUUCUGUGCUUUGUUGGCCCACCGGGUGUUGGUAAAACAUCAUUAGCAUCAUCGAUUGCUGCUGCUUUGGGAAGAAAUUGUGUUCGCAUAUCUUUGGGUGGUGUCAAGGAUGAGGCUGAUAUACGAGGGCAUAGGAGAACAUAUAUUGGAAGUAUGCCUGGGCGUCUUAUUGAUGGGUUAAAGAGAGCAGGUGUUUGCAACCCAGUCAUGCUAUUGGAUGAGAUUGACAAGACAGGUUCUGAUGUCCGUGGUGAUCCAGCUUCAGCUCUGCUGGAGGUUCUCGAUCCGGAGCAGAAUAAAUCUUUCAAUGAUCACUAUUUGAAUGUGCCAUAUGAUCUUUCAAAGGUGAUUUUUGUCGCUACUGCUAAUAGGGCGCAGCCUAUUCCUCCUCCACUCUUAGACAGGAUGGAGGUCAUUGAGCUGCCUGGAUAUACAGCUGAAGAAAAGCUCAGAAUAGCCAUGCAACAUUUAGUUCCACGAGUUUUGGAUCAGCAUGGAUUGAGUUCCGAGUACCUUCAAAUUCCAGAGGCCAUGGUUAAACUUGUCAUUCAGAGGUACACCAGGGAAGCCGGUGUCCGGAAUCUCGAGAGGAACUUGGCUGCCUUGGCUCGUGCUGCUGCUGUAAGAGUCGCUGAGAAAGAACAGGCUGUCUCAGUUAGUAAAGAUGUUCAGAAACUAGCGUCUCCACUGCUGGAUAAUAGGCUUGCUGAGGAAGAGGAGGUGGAAAUGGAAGUCCUUCCAAUGGGUGUAAAUAAUCAUGAGAUGUCUAAUACAUUCAAAAUUUCUUCACUUUUGGUUGUUGACGAGGUUAUGCUGGAAAAAAUAUUGGGGCCUCCUAGGUUUGAUGACCAAGAAGCUGCAGAUCGUGUUGCCACUCCUGGAGUAUCUGUUGGGCUUGUUUGGACCACUUUUGGAGGAGAGGUUCAGUUUGUGGAGGCUACAGCAAUGGUUGGAACUGGUGAAUUGCAUCUUACUGGGCAACUUGGUGAUGUUAUUAAAGAAUCCGCACAAAUAGCAUUGACAUGGGUAAGAGCCAGGGUGGCAGAUCAUAAGUUGGCAGCUGCUGAAGAAAUCAGUCUUCUGCAUGGUAGAGAUAUUCAUAUACAUUUUCCAGCUGGGGCUGUACCAAAGGAUGGACCAUCAGCCGGUGUGACCCUUGUAGCGGCAUUGGUUUCUUUGUUUAGUCAGAAAAGUGUGAGAGCAGAUACUGCAAUGACCGGAGAAAUGACGUUGAGGGGUCUUGUGUUACCUGUUGGUGGUAUCAAGGAUAAGAUACUAGCAGCACACCGUCAUGGUAUCAAGAGAGUUAUUCUACCAGAGAGAAAUUUGAAGGACUUGGUUGAAGUACCUGCAUCUGUGCUCUCCUCACUAGAGAUACUUGUGGCGAAGCGAAUGGAAGAUGUGUUGGAGCACGCAUUUGAUGGGGGAUCCCCUUGGGGACCACACAAAAUUGGGACAAAGCUCCUCAAGAGCCGCAUCUAACAUGUAUGUUAUUUUCUAUCCAUCCUUUGUACCAAAGGCUGCUAUGCGAUUGCAGCAAUAGUGGGUGCUAUUUCUGGUAUUGCGGUCGUACAAUAAAGUUUUCGGACGGUACCUUCACUGCUAUAUAACAGCUGAUAUUCUGAUAGUGGACUGCUAUUUAAAUCCCUGAGGCUUAGUCUGUUGUCACAGAUAGAUAAUACAAAGUUGCAGUUAUUUGUUCAGCUGCUACGGCUUUUGGCAAUUUAAUAUCCAAGACAUGUUAAUAAAAAGCUCAGCUGUGAUGGACCCUCGCAAAUAAGGCUUUAUAUACAUCUGUGGAAAUUGCUGGUAUGUAUUCUAUUUUCUUUUUCUUAACACGCUUGUGUCUCUCGCGCUUGCA
Hibiscus syriacus is the source of this 3154-nucleotide messenger RNA. Its product is annotated as lon protease homolog 2, peroxisomal-like. Gene Ontology annotation, cellular component: peroxisomal matrix. Gene Ontology annotation, molecular function: ATP hydrolysis activity; serine-type endopeptidase activity; ATP binding. Gene Ontology annotation, biological process: protein targeting to peroxisome; protein catabolic process; protein processing. The transcript is spliced from 17 exons. The record is from RefSeq and is a predicted model, not a curated record. Bases 76 to 2775 code for a protein of 899 amino acids. NCBI's taxonomy places the organism in Eukaryota, Viridiplantae, Streptophyta, Magnoliopsida, Malvales, Malvaceae.